This is a messenger RNA of Osmerus eperlanus (European smelt), 3884 nucleotides long. Its product is annotated as XK-related protein 5-like. Gene Ontology annotation, biological process: apoptotic process involved in development; phosphatidylserine exposure on apoptotic cell surface; engulfment of apoptotic cell. NCBI's taxonomy places the organism in Eukaryota, Metazoa, Chordata, Actinopteri, Osmeriformes, Osmeridae. Gene Ontology annotation, cellular component: plasma membrane. The record is from RefSeq and is a predicted model, not a curated record. The coding region runs from base 139 to 2187 and encodes 682 amino acids. The transcript is spliced from 9 exons.
AACGUCCCAGCUAGAUGAUGACGUCGGUGGACCUUGCCAGAGAAGAACUGAGCUCUCGAGAACACGAGCAAUUUGACGGGAUCCGGGCGAAUAAACUCCCACGAUUCUGGAAAACGGCACGGAUAAGGAUUUAGCGUUAUGAGAGAUUAUAGUGGAACAAGAGAGAUGGGUGGCCGAGGAGGCUCGUGCGUGGCGUGUUGCCAAGUUUGCAUUUAUGCAUUUACAGCGUUUCUCAUCGUGGCAGAGAGGACAGCGCUGAUCUACUGCUUUGUGUACUACCUGUGGGUGGGGCAUAACUACUGCUACGGCCAGUGGGCGGGGCUGACUGCUUUGCUCCUCCUCCCUGGGUGGGGCCCUCAGUUGCUUAGCUACCUGUGGUACCUAUGUGACGGGCGCAUACCCAGGAAGUCCCUCCACUGGACCCACAUCCUGCAUCUGGGCAUCUUCAAGAGGUUGUGGGAGUGUAUGUUUCUUCCUGGGUUUGACUUGUCCUCAGACAUCAUGCAGCAGGCUGAUGUUUCCGCUCUGCGCCUGUUGGAGGCGCUGGUGGUCACCCUUCCUCAGACAGUCCUGCAGACGUACGUCCUCAUCUGCACAGAUAUCGGUCUCUUCUCUCCAGUUCCGGUGUGUUUUGUGGUGUGCCUACUGUCUCUGUCCUGGGCGUUGGUGCUCUAUGCCAGGGCUUGUUACCUCAUCAGACCCGGCCAUCUGCCAAUGACCCCUGCUGCCAUGUCUUGCCGACUGCUCUGGAGGGUCAGUAUGAUCGGAGCUCGUCUAGCCACCCUCAUGCUCUUCACACGUUUGUUCCGGUCGUGGGUUUUGGGUGUCAUAGGCCUCCACUGGAUGGGCGCUACAUUCUGGCUGGUGUCUCAGCAGACCGACAUCAUCAGAACGGUGCCGCGAUGGCGUCUGUUCAACGUGGUCCUGGGAGCCAUCCACAUCUUCCUCUUCCUCAACGUGAAGGACGGCCCCUCGAGAUAUCGCAUGGCCGGCUUCUAUCUGGCCAUGUUUGUAGAGAAUGCUCUCCUGCUUUUGGCUGGCUCAGAUUUCUUCAGUGUGGCUACCUGGGACAGCAUGGGCAUCCCAGCCGCUGUGUUCUGCAGCUUCCUGAUUGGUGUCAUCGCCCUGGUCCUGUACUAUCGCUUCCUGCAUCCAAAGUCCUUUGAGAUCUUCCAAAGCCUCCGUCACAGAGGGGUAGGAGGGAUGUGUAUGGAGAGGGGUUCCACCCUGUCACUGGAAGAGAAAACCACACCCACCUCCCAUCGCCAUGCCACCCUUGUUGGGGGCGGGACUCUGCUGGACCUACCUGGCCAAUGGGAAGGCUGGAAACACCACCACUGGCUGCUGAUUCGCCUAGCCCUGAAAACAGGAAACGCUGCCAAGAUAAGCAGUUGCUAUGGUGAAGGCGGAUUGGCUGGAUUGAUGGGGCUGGAGGAGCGAAGGGUCCGUCAACAUUCUCCAGAUGUUCCUCAGCUGAGCCUUCCACAUGUCGCAGAAGUUCCCCACGUUCCACAGGUUCCCCAGGUGGAAGAGGUCGAACAGUUGGUGGAUGUCCCCCAGGUGACAGUUGUCGUACCAACCAGAGAGGUGGUGAGAGAGGUGAGACAGGCUCCUCCCCCGCAAGUCCAAGAAUUCAGGGUUCACAAAGUGAAAGUUCAGGAUUCCAAGCCUUCCCCUCCUCCCCAGGACGACCCCAGCCCGCCUCUGUCCGAGGAACGAGAGGACGACGAGUACCAGAGCGCCGCCUACUGCUCCCCCACCCCCUCGCCACCGCUCAAACCUAGCCUCCGCCACAUCGACAGCAACGGGGCCACCACGCCCGAGGGGUCCUUGUCUGUGGCGUCGCUGGAGAUCAAAGACAUCUCAACCCCAGAGAGACGUCCGUCUCUCUUCAUCGGGAGUCCAGAGAGGAACUUGAACCCCAUCGAGCCCAUGACCGGCAUGUACUUCAGCACUGACGCCCCCUCGCCGUCCACCGGAAGCUACCUGGGCUGGGGCUCCGAGCUGUCUCCCAUGUCCAGCUACAGAAGCCCCUACCGGAUCAGGGAGCCGCGCCUCACCUCCACCCCCAGACAGGAGCCCCAAGCUGAGAUACCUGAGGAACCUGGCCUAGCCCCACCUUCCACCUCCCACGCACGCAAACAAAUGGUCCAGUUUGUGAACAUAAAUACAGAUAAAUUGAUUUGAUGGGGAAUACAAGAGAAAACAAGGGUUUGGGUUAAUUCCUUGGCAAUUCAGUCUCAGUUCCAGAUAUUGAGAGGCUGUAUAUUGUCCUUAUUUCAUAAAAUCAAAUAAUCAGGUCUUGAUUGGAAUAAAUGGAAUUCACCACAGCUCUUGAGUCAAACAAAUAUUAUGAUUAUGUAAGACUUAUGGAUGGGGACCAACCUUUGUCUGCUUUUGACAAGAUGUUACAUUCAUGUACCUUGUGUGUUGGCUGAAGCAGAAACAGCCUGGCUCCCCAGUAGGCCUCGACAUAACAUUCAGUUUGAGCAGUCAGUCAGUGUGAGGUUCUGAAUCCCAUUAAAACGAGCGUGCACACAGAGACACAAAUAAUAUUAUUAUAUUAGAAUAAAUAUGAUUGUAUAAUGGAGUGAAAGCGAAAGAGCACAUUAAAUUGUUGUUCAUGGUUUGCUAGAGAGAAGAGUUUAUAUUUAUAAGGUGUUUUUUCCUUUCUGCAUUUAGCUGCAAUCAUUUGAGACAGUUGGAUACUAAUUAAGUGUAGCCUGUUUCUUGUGAACAGAAUGGCUCUGGUAUAGUGUUGGAAUGGAUAUAGCAUCAUAAUGCAUAGCAAUGUGAUAUUUAAUCAAAGGUAGUAAAGCAAUAUAAGAAAAGAUAAACACAAAUCUAUUGUAAUGUGUUAAACAUUUUAAAUAUGUUUUACCAAUAGUGUUUAAAAGUACUAAGUUAUACUGUUUGUUUACUUUAGCCUUUUAUGUUAAAGAUGGAACAUCUUAAGCUAGAAAGCAAUCACUGCUGCUUCGAUGGUAAGAAUCGAAGUGACACCAAAGUUACGCGUGUCUGUUUUAAAACCGGAGAAAUUACAAAGUCUUGACAAAGUUCCAGAUUGUGUUUCGAUUACUCUCUCUAGUCCACUGCCUGCAUGUUUGAAGAACUGGACACACCAGUCUAGUCCUAGUCUUAGCCAAAGUAGUACUGCAUUUGUGUUUAAGUUACAUUGAGAGGGGCAGUCGAAAUAGUCACUGCACUUUCUUCCAUUAAUUUGAUUUUAUAAAACCAGUGUACUGUUGCGUACCCUGUUAAAAACAAGCACUUGCACACAGCUAUCGCAUUAAUCAAGCACAGGUGCUAUGCUAAAAUGUAUCUCUAUGCAGUGCUAAUGUCAGUAUGCUAAUAUGAGUAUGUAUGUGUCUGUAAAUGUGUAAGUGCACCCGCACAAGCUUUAGAAUGCUAUCGCUACGCCUUGGCUUGAUCUUGACAAUAAUGGAUUCAUAAUCACUGGAUCACAUGAUCAUAAUCGCUUGCCUUGUAGACAUUAAUGACAACAUCAGCUGCGAUGAUUGUCAGCACAUUGCCUUGAAUGUCAAUAUCACUAUUUGGUGAAUUUGAGUGCUUCCAGUUUCAAUUAGCUCUUCUUUUUAAACUUUUAUAUUAUUUUAUUUUAUUCAGCCAUAUUUACGUGAAGAAUGUGGGCAGAAUCACAAUCAGUUAUUCUUAGAUUAUGUUUAUAUAUGCAUUGGUAUCCGUCAACUGAAUAAUGAUGUUUCCUCUUAACGAUGUGUUGCCUGUGACCCCAGACAAACGUUUAACAUUGGAUUGAUUUAUAUAAUGACACCACAAACCCAAAUACGUGAUACUGUAUAUGUAUUGUAUUAUUGAGACAGAAUAAACACAAGUAUAAACGCUAUCGGGUCGGAGUGUUGUAA